Molecule: messenger RNA, 1773 nt
Organism: Anolis sagrei ordinatus
Lineage: Eukaryota; Metazoa; Chordata; Lepidosauria; Squamata; Anolidae
Gene: FAHD1
Product: fumarylacetoacetate hydrolase domain containing 1
Cellular component (GO): mitochondrion
Molecular function (GO): acetylpyruvate hydrolase activity
Source: RefSeq, a predicted model, not a curated record
GGAAAGGGGUGGGGAGGUUGCAAGGCAUUGCAUUGCUUGCAUUGCCUCAAAGCGCAGGAGGAAGGCGCACACUCGAGCCUCACUGCAAAGCAAGGCCUUAGUACGAAGGUGGAAUGAAAAGGAAUGCCUCCACCUUCCUAACUCAACAGAUGACAGGACUGGUGUGCAGCAGUAUGAAACAUGGCUUCCACCAAGCCUUUGUCCCGGUUCUGGGAGUGGGGAAAGAACAUCAUCUGUGUGGGGCGGAAUUACACCGAUCACGCCAAGGAGAUGAAGAACGCCGUCCCCUCCGAGCCGCUCUUCUUCCUCAAGCCUUCCUCAGCUUACGUCCGGGAAGGUUUCCCCAUCGUCCGGCCCUACUAUUGCCACAAACUGCACCACGAGGUGGAACUAGGGGUGGUGAUGGGGAGGGGGGCCAAGGGGGUGUCCCCGGAGGCGGCCAUGGAGCACGUGGGGGGCUAUGCCCUGUGCUUGGACAUGACCGCCAGGGACACCCAGGAGGAGUGUAAGAAGAAGGGCCUCCCCUGGACCUUGGCCAAAGGCUUCCACACCUCCUGCCCGGUCAGCGACUUCCUCCCCAAAGAAAAGGUUCCCGAUCCGCACCGGUUGAAGCUCUGGCUGAAGGUCAACGGGGAGUUGCGGCAAGAAGGAGAGACGUCCAGCAUGAUCUUCUCCAUCCCGUAUAUCAUCAGCUACAUCAGUGGGAUCGUUCCUCUGGAAGAAGGGGAUGUCAUACUAACGGGGUCACCCAAAGGGGUUUCGGCUGUCGAGGAGAAUGACGAGAUAGAAGCCGGGAUCGAAGGGCUGCUCACCAUGAGGUUUCGAGUUGCCCAGCAAAGAAGCCGGCCCUGAAAGAAUGGUCCAGGACCCAAAGAGAGUUUUGCUCACUGAAUUAUAGGGCAGGCAUGGGCAAACUUUGGCCCUCCAGAUGUUUUGGACUUCAACUCCCACAAUUCCUAACAGCCGGUAGAAAUGUGAGAGUUGAAGUCCAUAACACCUGGAAGGCCAAAGUUUGCCCAUGCCUUGUAUAGGGGGACACCAGCAUCGUCUUUUUCCUGAGUCAUGCAAGGAAAUGAAAGCUGAGCUUCUUCUCAGACCAGUCCACUAGGAUCUUGUCAUUUCAGGUCCAGGGGAUCCCAGGUGAGAUUAUGGCAGUGGCUAAUUAGGCCCUUGGCCAUCCAAUACCCCAAUGGGUAGGGUUGUCCAUGCAAAUUCAAUGGAUAAGGCUGUCCGUGGGAGGUAUUCAACUAUCCAAUGAGUCAAUAGGUAGGGUUAUACAUUGGUUUCAUGGAGAUAUUUAACCACCUAAUGGAUCAAUGAGUAGGGUUGUUCAUGGUUUUAAUGCAGAUAUUCAACCACCUAAUGGAUCGAUGGGUAGGGUUGUCCAUGGGUUUCAUGGAGAUAUUCAGCCACCUAAUGGAUCAAUGGGUAGGGUUGUUCAUGGGUUUCAUGGAGAUAUUCAACCAUAUAAUGGAUCAGUGGGUAGGGUUGUCCAUGGGUUUCAUAGAGAUAUUCAACCAUCUAAUGGAUCAAUGGGUAGAGUUGUCCAUAGUUUCAUGGAGAUGUUAGGAUUGAACUCCAUUUACUUCUGUUUAAGUCAAAACAAACCAAAAGUAUGACAGUGACUCCCCCCCCUGAAAAACACAGCAAAGUGCCUGCAAAAACAACACAGAAUGUUCUAUUAAAUAUUUUUGAUAUGAAAUAAUUUGUCACAAAGUCUGAUGUAACUGAAUACUAAAAUGGUGAAUAAAUAUCUUUGCUUUAAUAGAACAA